CCAUACGUCCAAUACGCUGCACCGGACAGGGUCUGUUUACACAGGAGGAGGAUUGUCCCCACUUGCGUUCCGUAAAGCAACAAUUGCGUUGCCCUGGUUACCAGCUCAGCGUCCUAGUUCCGAGAGCAGCGCGGCGGAGGCAUCCGAACAGCAUGGUGCGGGUUAGUGAAGAUCUGAUCCGGCGGCGUGCCGAGCACAACAACUGCGAGAUCUUCAGCCUGGAGGAGAUCUCCCUCCAUCAGCAGGACCUGGAGAGAAUAGAACAUAUAGACAAGUGGUGCCGGGAGUUAAAGAUUCUCUAUCUGCAGAACAACCUUAUUGGAAAAAUAGAGAAUGUGAGCAAACUGAAGAAGCUAGAGUACCUCAACUUGGCUCUGAACAACAUAGAGAAGAUUGAGAACUUGGAAGGUUGUGAAUCAUUGCAGAAAUUGGAUCUGACAGUCAAUUUUGUUGGGGAACUGUCCAGUAUUAAUAGUCUUCAGGAGAACCUUCACCUGCGGGAACUCUAUCUGGUAGGAAACCCGUGUGCAGAAUACGAAGGAUACCGGCAGUACGUCGUUGCAACUCUGCCGCAAUUAAAGUGGUUAGAUGGCAAGGAGAUCGAGCGCUCCGAAAGGAUUCAGGCCCUGCAGGAUUAUCCUCAAGUGCAGGGGAGAAUGAAAGAACAACAAGAGGCUUACCUACGCAAAAGGGCCGCUGAGAGGGAAGAGGCAAGGAGCAAACUACAAGGGAAGCAAAAGGAAAGCAGAAAGACACAAGAAAAAAAACCUGGAUUUGACCGGCGUUGGUAUACAGAUAUCAACAACACCAUCCCAGACCCUGUAGAAAAACCAGACCCUACUGAACAGAAUGGAGAUGAAACAGCGUUGAGAAAAGCUGAAGAGGAAGAAGAAAAAGAAUUUUGGAGCCAGCCUUCACAGUACACACCAGAAUCCAGAUUAGAAACCCAUCGCUACUUGGAGGAGAAGCGCAAGUCCAAAGAAAGCAGCAGCGAAGGAGAACUGAAGAAGAAACCUCCGAGGACUUUGAUCACCGCCGAGGGACGUGUUUUGAAUGUGAACGAGUCGAAGCUUGACUUCUCUUUGGUGGAUGAUGAAGAAAACAACCAGUUUGUUUUGGAUCUGGCGAUUUACAGACAUUUGGACACAUCUUUGGUCGAUGUUGAUGUACAGCCCAGUUACAUAAAAGUGCUGGUCAAAGAAAAGCCCUUCCAGCUUGUUCUUCCUGCUGAAGUUAAGCCUGACAGCAGUUCUGCCAAGAGGUCUCAGACUACCGGUCACUUAGUGGUCACUAUGCCAAAGGCAAUAGGAGUAAUUCAGACGAAAAGAGCCAAAUCCCCAGUGGUGGAGGAACAGACGCGCAAGAAUCCCCCGAAAUGCUCAAAAACAUUUGAAAAGUUAGAAGUUGACCCAAAGGCUUGUUCCGUCCCGGAUUUUGCUAAUAUUGUGCAAGAGAAGAAAACCCAGGCACAGGGGCCACUCCAGUUCCACAAGAACAAAGUCAAAGAUACUGAGGACAGCGAGGACUUCAUAGAUAACACAGACGUUCCGCCACUCAUGUGAUUAAAGAGGUUGUUCACCUUUAAAUUAACCUAUAGUAUGAUGUAGAGAGUGUUUUUCUGAGACAAUUUGCAAUUGGUUUUAAUUUUUUAUUAUUUGUGGUUUU
Molecule: messenger RNA, 1665 nt
Organism: Xenopus laevis (African clawed frog)
Lineage: Eukaryota; Metazoa; Chordata; Amphibia; Anura; Pipidae
Gene: dnaaf11.L
Product: dynein axonemal assembly factor 11 L homeolog
Exons: 12
Coding region: 153-1562 (469 amino acids)
Biological process (GO): outer dynein arm assembly
Cellular component (GO): dynein axonemal particle; extracellular region; motile cilium
Source: RefSeq, a predicted model, not a curated record